CGGUGUCUUUAUUAGGGCACUUUAGUGCUGCUGGAAGCAUCAAUAUUUGUGUGCAGGGAGCUGGAAAAAUUAAAUAUACUCUGUUUUUUAAAAACUCGUUUUACAAGUUCUAAAUAAAAAAUCGAGUAUUAAGUCCAGUCAUGAGAAGGAGGCUCCUACCAGAAACUGAAGCAUGAAUCUUCUUUGUCAAUAUCAGCAGAGGCGCGUUUUCACAGCAAAACAAUAGCUAUAAACUACUCUGCCAAGACGGAGUUCGUUGUUCUCGCCGCUGUUUUUGUUUUUUAGUGAUACAUAAAAAAAAUAUUUAUUGGUAAAGUGAUCGAGACGCACCGGGAAAUUGGAAUUACUACUUUGCAGAAGGACGCAGGUGCUGAGAGUAAUCAGGUUUCAUCAUUAUGGAAGGAAAUGCUCGCCGAGACGCAGAGCGUCCAGAGGACUCCGGAGAGGAGUCCAACCCGGCCAUCCUGCCUCUCCUCCAGCCACCUGGCAACCAGCAAUCCCACAGGAUCACAAACUUCUACAUCGACAACAUUUUGAGACCAGACUUCGGCCGAAAGAGGAAGGAUGGAAGGACUUUGGUUCGUGAGGGAGACAGUCUGGGAGUGAUCCUACGAAGAGAGGAGCUGACAGGGAGAAAGGCUUCCAAAGCUGGCAGCCCUCAGCUGGGUGGAGCAGGAGGAGAGAAGGAGGACUCGGGGACGUCCGAGGACCAGCAUCUGGACACUGAGGCCGGGAGGCCUGAUCUAAUAGGCGGUGAUGUGGCAGUGAAGGACCGGGGGGACGGCGGGGAGCGCUGCCGCAGCCCUGAGGCCAGCACGGCCCCAGCAGCCAAGCCGAUGCUGUGGCCAGCCUGGGUUUAUUGUACCCGCUACUCAGACCGGCCGUCAGCAGGGCCCAGAUCCCGCAAACCAAAGAAAGCGCCGAUCCCGACUAAAGAGGACAAGCGGCCCCGGACAGCCUUCACCGCGGAGCAGCUCCACCGGUUGAAAACGGAGUUCCAGAACAACCGGUACCUGACUGAGCAGCGGAGGCAGAGCCUAGCCCGGGACCUUGGCCUCAACGAGUCUCAAAUCAAAAUCUGGUUUCAGAACAAGCGGGCCAAAAUCAAGAAAGCCACCGGGAAUAAAAACUCUCUGGCGCUGCAUCUGAUGGCGCAGGGACUGUACAACCACUCCACGGCGAAGGACGACAAGUCGGACAGCGAGUAGCCGAGCCAGAGGGAGGGAGGGGGUUAGGGGCUCUGAACCAUGCAAUAAAAUCACUCGAGUACCAGCAUUCAUAGGCUAUUUACAACUCAACCAGAGACGAUGGUAUGCGUUGUGUUUGUCUUGUGUGUGUGUGUUUGAGGUGCGUGAGAGCGCAGACUGCCGUGUGUCCGCAGGGCUGCAGGUCUGACGGUCCGAUCCAACGCCCCAAAAUGUGCUGCAUUCACGGCACAGGCACAAGGCGGAAAUUUCCAAGGUGUUCUUCCCUUUCAAAGCGCGACCUCUGUGCAUUGACAGGUCCAGUUGCUUGUGACCGUUUAAGUGUUCAGUGUUGCUGUCAGACCACUUCAGAUCAUCAGGAAGAUUUCAGAGCUCACUGUGAUAAACUGGCGACAAAACAGACAUUUGGGAUGACCUACACAUGCCACUACCGUUCAAAAGUCUGGGGUCCCUUAGAAAUGUCCUUACUUUUUGAAAGGAAAACCGUUUUUUUUCCAAUGAAGAUAACAUUAAAUGAAUCAGAAAUACAGUGCAGACAUUGCUAAUGGUUUAAAUGACCAUUUUAGCUGGAAUUUUUAAUACAUUAUUUACAUAGGGGUACAGAGGAACAUUUCCAGCAACCAUCACUCCUGUGUUCUAAUGCUACAUUGUGUUAGCUAAUGGUGCUGAAAGGCUAACUGAUGAUUAGAAAACCCUUGUGCAAUUAUGUUAGCACAUGAAUAAAAGUGUGCGUUUUCAUGGAAGACGUGAAAAUGCCUGGGUGACCCCAAAUUUUUUGAUCGGUAUUGUGUGUAAAUAAAAUAAAUUCUUCAUUAAGUUAGUUUUUUGGCCUUUUUCUUAUAUAGUACAAUGUAAAGAGAGAGACAGGAAACGUGGGUAGAAGAGUGGGGGAGUGACGUGAUAUGACUGGAACCCCUUUCCUCUGGACUACAGCUCCUGUUUAUGGGUGGCCUCUCUGAGCACCCAAGAAAGUGCGUUUUGAUGGAAUUGAGAGAAAAUCGAAUUGGAGAAUUCUGAAAAAUGUAGGUUAAAUAUCAAGCUAAGAGAAUCGAAAUUAAUGUUUUAAAUUGUUAAACGCAAUUCCCCGCCAUCUGGAAUAAACAUAUGACGUCAGAAAGGUUGUAAAUUGGAGCUAGUUUCCCCAAUCUGAGUUUUUGUCUGUUUUUCUCAAUCCAGAAUAUUCUGACUUUCACAGGAGGCAGGAUUAGUGGCUCAGAACAAGCCCAGGUCACAGAAGAACAAGCUGCUCAGAGAUAACUUCACUGACAGAGUGAGCUCUGCCCAUGAAAUGACAGAAAAGUGUUUUUCAGUUUUUCAGAAAAGAACUUGGAGAGGUCCCCUGUUAAAGCGCAGAGAGAAGGGAAGAAGUGUGCUGAAGAGCAUCCAUAGGAGGGCUGAGCGGCUCUCCGUCCCUGCAGCUCUGUGCCACCGGCAGUCUGCACACCAGCCUAUAUGCUCAAUCCAAAGAUUUUUUUCUGCUGCAUUCUGAGAACUGUGACUUGAGAAGAAUAGCCUGAACUGUGUGUUCUCUGUUUCUGACUUUGUGUGCUAUUUUUUCUGCCGUUUUCUUGCUGUGUUCCGUCUGCGUACUGCAGUGAAUGUUUACCUGUGCUGAGCCAGCAGGCCAGGCCCUCCACAGCCUGCUCAGCGCGCCCCGCCAUCUGGGAAUGUAUGGACACCUUUUCUAUCUGGAAUUAAAGGUCUACUUUGUAGAACAGGGGUGUCAAACUCAUUUCAGUUCAGGGGCCACAUUCAGCCCAAUUUGAUCUCAAGUGGGCAGUAAAAUCAUCACAUAAGCUACAAAUAAACACAACUCCAAAUAUUUCCCUUAGUUUAAAAGCAAAAAAGUGCAUUCUGAAAAUGUUCACAUUCAAUGAACUCUCUUAACAAAACAUGAUGAACAUUCUGCAGUUCCUUAAGCAAAAAAAAAAAAAAAAAGUGAAAAUUCAACAAUAUUAAGCUUCACUUUACCAUUUGUGCAUGGCAAUUUACAGAUCACAGUAUCUACAAAGGCAUUUAGUCACACGUAUCUGGAACGGAAAAAUAUUUUACAACUUGCCAAGAAAUUAUUUGAAAUUCCCAUUCAUUUCCACAUCUGUGUAGUAAUACUGUCACACCACAGCACACAAAGUGGGAAUUAUUAAGGAAAAGGUUAAGCUCGCCUCCUGCCUUACAAAUGCAGAAAAUUUAUACAUAAAAAAAUGCAUAAAAAUGGCAGCAGUGCAUCAACAAAAGGGUUCAACCAAACCAAACUCUGCCGUACUGAAGCUGCUGCCUCACAUUACAGAGCACAACGUUCACUGCCUGGAUUCAUUUUCACCUCUGUGAUUUUUACACUUUGCGAAGUCAUUCCUCGGGCCGGAUUGGACCCUGUGGGGGGCCGGUUUUGGCCCGCGGUCCGCAUGUUUGACACCCCUGUCUGUUUGAUGCAAAACUGAUCCUCAAAAGAUUUAGCAUCAGACUCACACGGACACAACUGGUUUGGAUUAGAACACAUUUUCUGAUUUUAGAGACUCAAAAAUGCGUCUUUUUUAUUUCCUAUCAAAUUGUCUAUUUAAGCUCCCAGUAUUAAAAUGUGUCCAUAGCUAUAUCUUUCUUAUUGACCUUUACACAUUUCGGCCAAAUCCUGGACCUACAGGCUACACGUACAUCCACGAAUGUUCAAGGAAAUGGUUUUAUUUGUUGUUAAGGAAGACCGUUAUAUUGUUAUUUAUAAUACAAGCAGCAUCUAUAGCCAUGUGGAAAUGGGGCUCUGGAGUGUUUACAUAACUUAUUUUUCUUGCAAUAACUUUUUCUUUUCUUUCUGUUUGAGUGCAUCAUCUCUGCGGGUCUGCUGUGUGUAGAUCCAAACCAAAUCGUGGUCUUACGAUGCUGUGAAUGUUACUAUCAUCGUUAUUAAUAUUGUUUCAGUUUGUGUUUAUCGGUUCUAAGUCUCGCAUUCAGUCACAAACCUGGACAAGCUUCUGCCUUAAAGUUCUGUAAAUACAACCUGGAAAUAUUUACAGUGUUAUAAAGAAAGAGCACUUGUGUUUUCUAUGCCGCAAAAGGGAUUUUUUUUUUUAAAUUAGGACUUUUAAGAUAAAAAUAUUAGUUGUUUCUUCCCUCGCCGCUGAAAUCCUCUUUUAUAUACAGUAUGUAAAUAAUUUAUAUCUGAAUGGUGUGAUAGUAAAUAAACGACAUCGAUGCUGAA
This is a messenger RNA of Acanthochromis polyacanthus (spiny chromis), 4395 nucleotides long. Its product is annotated as homeobox protein engrailed-2b-like. Gene Ontology annotation, biological process: regulation of transcription by RNA polymerase II; multicellular organism development; neuron differentiation. The record is from RefSeq and is a predicted model, not a curated record. Gene Ontology annotation, molecular function: DNA-binding transcription factor activity, RNA polymerase II-specific; RNA polymerase II cis-regulatory region sequence-specific DNA binding. NCBI's taxonomy places the organism in Eukaryota, Metazoa, Chordata, Actinopteri, Pomacentridae. The coding region runs from base 396 to 1208 and encodes 270 amino acids. The transcript has 2 exons. Gene Ontology annotation, cellular component: nucleus.